UGUAAAUGCAGAGAACCCGCGGAGAGUUUUUAGUUUCCAGCUCUUCGUCUUCUCCAAUCUCUGGUCGGGAAAUCUUCGAACCCUUCGGACGUUUCAGACCUAUCAAUUGCGUUUCAACAUCUUCGUACUAUUUAAAACUGCACACGAUUAUCUAUGCGAUUUGUUGGUGGGGUUAGAGUUAUAGCUCGGGUUAGGGUUAGGGUUUGGAUUUUCGACUUUUGCUAGGGAGUCCGUGAACGUUUGAUUGUUUAUUCAACUGCAAAUAUCUAUCAAUCUAUAUACAUAGGGAGAGAGGAUGUAUGCUGAUCGUGUGGACGCUGCAAGCAGGAGGUCAAUAAAGGAGCGUCUUAAUGGCAACGCCGUAGACGAUUCCGGUCGCCGAAGACAAAUCACCGGCAAGAGGCAGAGGCAGGAUGAUGACAAGUGGGAACAUGAUCUUUACAUGGAUGAUAGACCACAAAUGUCAAAUCGCAGAAUUGGUGCUAAAGAUCUUCGACUGAAGCUCCUGAAGAAGAGUGUUCAGCAAGCAAGUCAAAGUGGAAGUACAUCUGUUUCAGGUGUAAGGGAUCUGCGUGAAAAGCUCUCUGGCACAAUGUAUCUGCCUCCUCCAAACAGUGAUCCUCCAAAAGCAAAGCCAGUACUUGAGGGCAGUAUACCUGUGAGGAAAAGUGUUAUUGUUGAAACCCCUGAACCGGAGACAAAAAAAGUAGCUGGCAAAGUCUCUAGGAAAAAGACUCAUCAAAAGGCUGAGUCAGUUGAUAAUUUCCUGCAGUCCCUUGGUCUGGAGAAGUAUUCGAUUACAUUUCAAGCUGAGGAAGUUGAUAUGGCAACACUUGUGCACAUGACUGACAACGAUUUGAAAGCUUUAGGGAUACCAAUGGGUCCAAGAAAGAAGAUACUUUUGGCCUUAGAGUCUAAAGUCUGAUAUUUGCCAGUGGUUUCCAUAUCCAUGCAUGUUUGCUUUGAACCCCUUUGUUCCAAUCGUCAACAUUCUACAGGGCAGCAGCAGGAGCAGGCUUGUUUUACUGAUACAACUGCAUGUAAUUUUUCGUUUCCGUUUUUUGCCAGAUUAAAUAUUCGGUUGUAUUGGUAAGUGGCUUCAGUGAGCUGAUGAUGGUUGAUAUCAUUAUGAAAUUUGAAUUUUGAUGAACUUGAUUGCA
Molecule: messenger RNA, 1160 nt
Organism: Diospyros lotus (date-plum)
Lineage: Eukaryota; Viridiplantae; Streptophyta; Magnoliopsida; Ericales; Ebenaceae
Exons: 6
Coding region: 296-925 (209 amino acids)
Molecular function (GO): protein binding
Source: RefSeq, a predicted model, not a curated record